Salarias fasciatus (jewelled blenny) is the source of this 933-nucleotide messenger RNA. Its product is annotated as olfactory receptor 11A1-like. Gene Ontology annotation, biological process: detection of chemical stimulus involved in sensory perception of smell; G protein-coupled receptor signaling pathway. The record is from RefSeq and is a predicted model, not a curated record. Gene Ontology annotation, cellular component: membrane. Lineage: Eukaryota; Metazoa; Chordata; Actinopteri; Blenniiformes; Blenniidae. Gene Ontology annotation, molecular function: odorant binding; olfactory receptor activity; G protein-coupled receptor activity. The transcript has a single exon. Bases 7 to 933 code for a protein of 308 amino acids.
GCUUUCAUGGAAUCUGAAACGAAUAUAACUUAUAUAACAAUUGGAGGUUAUGUGGACUUGCCCAAAUACAGAUAUGUCUACUUUGUAGGCAUAUUUAUUGUGUAUAUUUCAAUACUUUUAUGUAAUUUUACUGUUGUGUACCUGAUUUGCAAACAUAAGAACCUCCAUGAGCCCAUGUAUAUUUUCAUUGCAGCAUUACUUGUGAACACGGUGGUUUACAGCACCAACAUUUACCCAAAGUUAUUAAGUGACAUUUUAUCCUCAAAUCUAGUGGUACCUUACUCUGGAUGUCUUCUUCAGUUUUUCAUAUUUUACACUUUAGCCUGUUCAGAGUUCCUGCUGUUGACGGUCAUGUCUUAUGACCGAUAUGUGUCUAUAUGUGAGCCUCUGCAAUACCAGACCGUCAUGAAAACCAGCAGAGUGUGUCUGUUUCUGGGCUUCGCCUGGACGGUCCCGGCCUUGCUGAUGAUGGUUCCGGUGGUUCUGAGUGCCGAUAUGAAGCUGUGUCAGUUCACUCUCAACUCGGUGAUCUGUAACAAUGCCAUGUACAGUCUGCACUGCCAGGGUUCCACUGCUCGCUCCGUCUUUGGUGCCACCGCCCUGGUGCUGACGGUCCUUUUCCCUGUGUUGUUCAUAGUCUUCACUUACUCCAGGAUUCUGGUGAUAUCCUACAGGAGCUGUAAGGAAGUCAGGAGAAAGGCUGCUCAGACCUGUCUGCCGCACCUGCUGGUUUUAAUCAGUUUCUCCAUUCUGUGUUCGUAUGAUGUUAUUACAGCUCGACUCGGGUCCCAGCUGUCAAAAACUGUGCGCCUGUUAAUGACAAUGCAGGCAUUUUUGUACCAUCCACUCUUCAAUCCAUUGAUUUACGGUUUAAAGAUGUCAGAAAUAUCAAAACACCUGAAGCGGCUGUUGUGUCGAGCCAAGGUGAACUGA